AUGCCAGAGGUUCAGCGAUACACCCAUCCCCAUGCAACCACUGAACACCGGCUUCUAGACGAACGAAACACCCACGACGGCAUCAUCGCUGGCCUAAUAAUGACAUAUGCCAGCUUUCUUAUCCUCACUCAAACGAUCAUCAACUAUAGCGAAUCCAUCUACUACGGCUACGAUUCUGAGUCCGUACAAAUCAUCACGCACGCCCCCCUGGUGCUAGCUGCUACGACCUGUGACGAGGGCCACCAACCCCCCUUUGUCUUGGACGCAUGGUUUCUCGAACCCCAAUGUCAAGAUCCACUAGUCUUUUGA
Molecule: messenger RNA, 309 nt
Organism: Penicillium lagena
Lineage: Eukaryota; Fungi; Ascomycota; Eurotiomycetes; Eurotiales; Aspergillaceae
Exons: 1
Coding region: 1-309 (102 amino acids)
Source: RefSeq, a predicted model, not a curated record